This is a messenger RNA of Agrilus planipennis (emerald ash borer), 1134 nucleotides long. RefSeq lists its product as uncharacterized. NCBI's taxonomy places the organism in Eukaryota, Metazoa, Arthropoda, Insecta, Coleoptera, Buprestidae. Bases 73 to 840 code for a protein of 255 amino acids. The record is from RefSeq and is a predicted model, not a curated record. The transcript has 4 exons.
AUAUCAAUUAGGUGUUCAUUGGCAAAAGUAAAAAUAAAUUUUAAUGUAUGACAUACGUCAUAUAUUAAAAAUAUGACUUCCACUUCUAAAGGCACAAUUUCAGAAAAAAGUAUCAAAAAUCAAAUAUCGAGUAUAAGUUUGGGAUCGUUGGAAUUAGGGAAUCCUAAGCUAAAAUCUUAUAUAGAAGACGAAAUAAAACAUCAGAUAAUCGUGUCUAUUAGGGAAGAAAUAAUCGAAAAUGCAUUAAACGAGAUAUACAACAAAUAUAUCGACAACCAGUCAGUAAAGUUUGUUGUACAUUGUGCAUGUAAUGCGCUAGAAAAAAUCGUCGACUUAUAUUUUUACCAUCACGAUCACGGUCAACCGUACUAUGACAAUCAUCCCGCUUGGACUCCCGAUGUUCCCCCAAAUUCGUCAACCCCAGACUCCUGGGCCCCACAGUACACUCCGAUGGGCCCAAAACAAGAUAUUUCCGAGAUAGACCUUCCAGAAUUCGUUCCAUUUCAAGAAGCAGUACCAAUUUAUUCUAAAACGAAAUUAGAACGAUCUGAUGCAGAUGGAUCAUCCGAAUCAAUUAACGAAAUCGUUCCAGAAUCUUUGGGAUCUUCAGAAGGACUCCCACCUCAGUUAGAUCUGAUAUCAAUAACGGAGUCAAAGAAACAUCCAUCCCUGGCCAGUUUGUUUACUACCAUUAAAACAGGACCAAAAUCGUCUCUACCAAUAUCAUACGAAAAAGUUAAGAAAAAGGCAGGCAAAGAACGUAGUGAGUUCACUCCAGAAAAAAUUUGCCCCCCAUACAAAUCAGGACUUCCAACAAUGAGCAAAAAAAAUUACUUAUAAGAAAGGAAUAAGAACGAGACCAAGAUCUUUUGUGUCCUGUAUCUGUAGUCUUCCAGAUUAAGUCCUUGUCUUGAAAUCGUUUCGUGAUAGUAUAAGUGUCGCUGAAAAGAGUGACCACAAGAUUACAAGAAUACCUUACUAAACAGGGCCCGAUCCAGCAAUUUAUACAUAUAAGUCAUGACCAUGGUAUUCAAGAGAUGGGAUUAAGCAAUUUUUAACCGAACUAUUGCCCCUUUUAGAAAUUAAAAUCGGGUGCCACAUCGGGCCCCCAGCAAUAAUACUCGGAAAAGAGUC